AUGGGAGAGGCAGGACGCGGUGGUUGGUGUCCGCCGAUGGAUCUGUUCCGGUCGGAGCCGAUGCAACUCCUUCAGCUCAUCAUUCCCGUCGAAUCCGCUCACCUCACCGUCUCUUACCUCGCUGAGCUUUGUCUUCUUCAAUUCAAAGAUCUCAAUGCAGAGAAGAGUCCUUUUCAACGAACUUAUGCAACUCAGAUAAAAAGAUGCGGAGAAAUGGCUCGUAAAUUGCGAUUUUUGAAGGAGCAAAUGUUGAAGAAUGGUGUGUCACCUACUGGUUCAACAACACAGCCAGAUGUAAACAUUGAUGAUCUUGAGGUAAAACUUACAGAACUUGAGUCAGAAUUAACUGAGAUCAACGCCAACAGCGAAAAGUUGCAACGCUCUUACAAUGAACUAGUGGAGUAUAAGCUUGUUCUGCAGAAGGCUGGUGAAUUUUUCCACUCGGCUCAAAGUGGUGCCAUAGAGCAUCAGAGAGAAUAUGAAUCACAACAUCAAAUCGGUGAAUCUAUUGAAACACCUUUAUUAGAUGAUCAAGAAUUGUCCACUGAUUCAUCGAAGCAAGUUAGAUUGGGGUUUUUAGCUGGUCUUGUCCCCAGGGAAAAGUCCAUGGCAUUUGAGAGAAUUUUAUUUCGUGCUACCAGAGGCAAUGUCUUUUUUAGGCAGGCCAUUGUUGAGGAUCCUGUCACAGACCCUGUGUCUGGAGAACAGGUUGAGAAAAAUGUGUUUGUGAUCUUCUAUGCUGGUGAGAAAGCAAAAUCCAAGAUUCUAAAAAUAUGUGAGGCAUUUGGUGCUAAUCGUUACCCUUUUACUGGGGAACUAGGAAAACAAGCUGAAAUGAUUUCAGAGGUUUCAGGAAGACUUCUGGAAUUGAAAACCACAAUAGAUACUGGAUUGCUGCACCGUUGCAACUUGCUACAGACUAUUGGAGUUCAAUUUGAGCAAUGGAAUCUUUUGGUGAGGAAGGAGAAAGCCAUAUACCAUACACUGAACAUGCUUAGCCUGGAUGUGACAAAAAAAUGUCUUGUGGCUGAGGGUUGGAGUCCUGUUUUCGCAACAAAGAUGAUCCAGGAUGCAUUGCAACGGGCAGCACUUGACUCUAACUCCCAAGUCAGUUCCAUUUUCCAAGUCUUGCAAACUAGGGAGAUCCCACCUACCUAUUUUUGUACAAAUAAAUUUACUUCUCCAUUUCAAGAAAUUAUUGAUUCAUACGGGGUUGCUAAGUAUCGGGAGGCAAAUCCUACGGUUUAUACCAUAAUUACCUUUCCAUUUCUUUUUGCUGUCAUGUUUGGUGACUGGGGACAUGGCAUAUGUUUACUACUGGGAGCUCUUUUUUUCAUAAUCAGGGAGAAGAAACUUUCUGGCCAGCUUGAUAAACUUGGAGACAUCACAGAGAUGACUUUUGGUGGUCGUUAUGUUAUUAUGUUGAUGGCAAUCUUCUCAAUAUAUACUGGUUUGAUCUAUAAUGAGUUCUUUUCUGUUCCAUUUGAACUCUUUGGUCCUUCGGCAUAUGCAUGUCGUGACCUUUCUUGCAGGGAUGCUACAACAGUUGGCCUGAUAAAAGUGCGUCGCACUUACCCAUUUGGAGUGGACCCUGUAUGGCAUGGUACAAGAAGUGAAUUACCAUUUCUGAAUUCAUUGAAAAUGAAAAUGUCAAUUCUUCUUGGGGUCGCCCAAAUGAACCUUGGAAUUAUCAUGAGUUAUUGCAAUGCCAAAUUCUUUGGAAGUAGCGUGAAUAUAUGGUUCCAAUUUAUUCCCCAAAUGAUAUUUCUCAACAGUCUAUUUGGUUACCUAUCAGCUCUCAUUAUUGUGAAGUGGUGCACUGGUUCUCAAGCUGAUUUGUACCACAUAUUGAUCUACAUGUUCCUGAGUCCUACAGAUGAUUUGGGUGAGAAUCAACUCUUUGCUGGUCAAAAAAUUCUGCAGCAAGUGUUUUUACUUCUGGCUGUUGUCUCUGUACCCUGGAUGCUGAUCCCAAAACCUUUUAUUUUGAAGAAGCAACACGAAGAUGUAUGCUUCCGUUUGAACUUUACUCAAGCUCUGUUUGUUCCUUCAGAAAUCAUUUAUCUUAGGUCUGAUUCUGAUAGUUUGUUACCUCAGAGGCAACGUGGUGAAUCCUACGCGCCACUUCAAAUCACAGAAGAGAGCGUGCAAAUAGAGUCAAACCACGAUUCCAAUGGUCACGAGGAAUUUGAAUUCAGUGAAGUCUUUGUGCAUCAACUCAUACACACCAUAGAAUUUGUACUUGGAGCAGUCUCUAAUACAGCUUCUUACCUUCGUCUAUGGGCUCUAAGUCUUGCACAUUCAGAGUUAUCAAGUGUUUUCUACGAGAAGGUUCUCAUUUUGGCAUGGGGGUACAACAAUGUGAUCAUCCUGAUUGUGGGUUUUAUUGUCUUCGCUUUUGCUACCGUUGGGGUGUUGCUUGUCAUGGAAACUUUGAGUGCCUUCUUGCAUGCUUUGCGACUUCAUUGGGUAGAGUUCCAAAACAAGUUCUACGAGGGUGAUGGUUACAAGUUCUACCCUCUCUCCUUCUCAUUGCUGGAUGGUGAGGAUGACAUGCUUUAA
Molecule: messenger RNA, 2562 nt
Organism: Sphenostylis stenocarpa
Lineage: Eukaryota; Viridiplantae; Streptophyta; Magnoliopsida; Fabales; Fabaceae
Source: the annotation of a GenBank genome assembly